ACCACUUCCUUCUUCUUGGAAACUUUCUCCUUGUUGAGCACAGCAAAGAGAUGUCUUCAGACAUCGUCACUCGUAUUUCAGUAGUUUUUCUUUAUCCAGCUCUGGCCAGGUCUUUCCUAGGGAAGGACCUGUUUCGUUUCUUUCCCUCUGUGCCGUGCAUGCCAUCAGCGCUGGCUUUCUGUUAUUUGCCUUUAUUAUUAUUAUUUCUUGUCUCUGCUUUUCUCCUUCAACAUGAGCCCUCACAUGUAGCCACUGGUGAGCUUCCUACGCUUCAGUGCCUGGUCUCAUACCCACGCACAGAUGGGCAGGACUAACUGAACUUAGUGGGUUACUUGAAAAAUAAGAGGAGGGGUUGGUGGGGCAUAAGGACCUUGGUGGGAGCAAAUAGGGGGUUAAGGUGGUCAUUUUUCCUUGUAUCCGUGCAUGAGAUUCUGAAGAAUAAAGUACAAAAUUUAAAAUACUGUCUCUCCACUUCCUCUUCUCAGUACAAUGCUGAAAUAUAAAUAUCUUCCUAUCCUCUUUUCUCAACAUUUUUUUUUUCAAGAUCGAGUUUCAAGGCAACUUUGAAACCAGUUGGCUCAACACCAACUCGAAUUUAUGCAGCCUUCCCAAACACUUCCCUGAGGAACCAGGCACAUUCCCUAAGAUUUCCUUCUAUACGCAGGCAAAGUACACAAAGAAUUCAUUCUGCUGUUAAUCUCGGGCUGCCCAGGGUGCUCUGAUUUCUUUGUUUAUGAAAAUAGAUGCCAAUGAAUUAAACCGACAGAUUGUACUUUGAAGCCUGCCGCUGUGAACGUGAGAAAGGGCGAAGCUUAGUCAGUGGACCUGCGCCCUGGCACACAGCGCUCCAGUUCUUGCGGGCUCCAACCCAAGUCUAGAAACUGAACCUUGCGGGGGCCAGGACCUUCCAAUGAGUAAGCUUCCACCAAAGCCGCAAUACAUCAGGCUACCAGCGAUGCUGACCGUCUAAGCGAAGGCAUGGUUACAGACCUUCCAAGAUGACACACAAUUGGCACAGAUCUGAAACAGGAUCGCUGAGGGGGUUCUUCAAGCUCUAGCGCUGAAAUAUGAUUCAGUUUAAGGUCAGAGCAAAAUUAAACUCUCAUGCCCGAUAUUUGUACAAAACGCCAGUAAAUAAAGUUAUCAUUGCUCACUCCUACCUUACAACAGUAUUUGUUUAUGAGAUGAGAAAUGAUGCAAAAGCUUUAAUACACACACACAGAGAGAGAGAGAGAGAGAGAGAGAGAGAGAGAGAGAGAGAGAGAGAGAGAGAGAGAGAGAGAGAGAGAGAAUCGUCCCUUAACAUUUUGUGUUCAUUCUUUGGCUUGCUUGUAGCUCAGUAUCCGUCAAGAGUAGGAGGAGAAAUCCCAGUUCUCCAGCCUCUCCUCUGCUCUCCUAUAGGAUUAGCCUUUGAGUAGUCCAAGAAACUUUUUAAGAAAGUUUUUUUUCCCCUUCCUUUCUGCGUUUCCUCCGUCAGCUCAGCACCUUCAAGCAACCAGAGGCUUGGGAGCAAAUUCUCCCAUGGACAAAACCGGAAAGCCUAGAAGGCAAAAGUCACCCCGGGUCGACCCGGGUGCUUGGGGGCAGGUGACAGAGGGACAGUUUCCUAGGCGCUGGUUUGACAGUUUCAUCCCCGCCCACUGGCAAGAGCGCUCCUAGGGCCGCUGCACAGGCGCACAGAGGGGGCCAUAAAAGCUGCAGCCGCGCAGAGACGCGGAGCUCGCCCACCCCCGGCGGAGCCGCGACCCGCCAUGCACGUGAACGGCAAAGUGGCCCUGGUGACCGGUGCAGCGCAGGGCAUAGGCAGAGCCUUUGCCGAGGCUCUGCUACACCAUGGCGCCAAGGUAGCCUUGGUGGAUUUGAAUCUCGAGGCAGGUGUAAAGUGUAAAGCUGCCCUGGAUGAGCAGUUCGAACCUCAGAAGACUCUGUUCGUCCAGUGUGAUGUGGCUGACCAGCAACAGCUGAGAGAUACUUUUAGAAAAGUCGUAGACCAUUUUGGAAGAUUGGAUAUUUUGGUCAAUAAUGCAGGAGUGAACAAUGAGAAAAACUGGGAACAGACUCUGCAAAUCAAUUUGGUUUCUGUUAUCAGUGGGACCUACCUUGCUUUGGAUUACAUGAGUAAGCAAAAUGGAGGCGAAGGUGGCGUCAUCAUCAACAUGUCUUCACUAGCAGGACUUAUGCCUGUUGCACAACAACCUGUUUAUUGUGCCUCCAAGCACGGCAUAAUCGGAUUCACACGCUCGGCAGCGAUGGCUGCCAACCUUAUGAAGAGUGGAGUAAGACUGAACGCUAUUUGUCCAGGCUUUGUCAACACACCCAUCCUUGAGUCCAUUGAAAAAGAAGAAAACAUGGGCCAGUAUAUAGAGUAUAAGGAUCAGAUCAAGGCGAUGAUGAAAUUCUAUGGAAUCCUGGACCCAUCAAUCAUCGCCAAUGGAUUAAUAACACUCAUUGAAGAUGACGCUCUCAAUGGUGCCAUCAUGAAGAUCACAGCAUCUAAAGGAAUUCAUUUUCAAGAUUAUGACAUCACUCCAUCUUUUGUAAAAGCUCCAUGAACAUCUUAAGCAUUGACCAUCACUGAAAUUAAGCACAAGGGACUCACUCAGACUGCAUCUUUAUUAAUAUAGCUUUUAAAAUGAAAUGCUGUGUAGUAUGAAACCUACCUGUCUGUGUCUGAUGUUAAUAUUUUUCUAAAUGAUCAGUUAAAUGUAUAGAUAAAGAUGUACAAUAAGCUAGCAAAAAUACAGUGCAAGCCAAAACUGGGUUAUAACCUACAUAAUCUAAGGGCAAAACACAGGAUAUUCAAGAGAUAUUCUGCCUUUCAGAAAGCAUAUUUAUCACUGUGGCUCAUAAAUAUUAAUGGUUUUCAGAGAGGAGAUACUUGAAUUGUUAUUUAAAUCAAAACAGAUCUUAAAUGAUUCACUUUAUAUGUUUGCACUUCAAGAGGGGGAGGCUACUUUGCAAUGGAAAUACUUAGUAAUAGCAGCUUGUACAUGAUCUACAAGCUAAACAUUUCAACUCUUUGAAGAUAUGGUAUGUGUGCGGGUCAGUAGUUAGGGAAUGAAUUCCAGUGGGACCAUGUCCAAAUAAAAUGUCUGAUGUAUGGGAAAAUGAUAUUUUUACUAACACUGAAGAUUCACACUUCAGCCUCAAACCAAGGAAGAUGGUUUUUGUUUUCCUUCCUAAUUUUAGAAAUUUAAUGGAUUCCAUAAACCUCAGGAAUGAAACUUUCAACAACAGUUAUAGCAAUAAAGGAGGAAAUUGUAAAGUUUUAUAUGUAUUGUAUAUGCUUAUUAAGAAAUGAUUCAAUGUAUUUUUAUUGAUUAUUUCUUUGUUGGUUUGUACUAAUUUCAAAAGUGCCUAUCUUUCAAUAAAACUCUUUUAUUCCAA
This is a messenger RNA of Peromyscus californicus insignis, 3387 nucleotides long. It is a transcript of the gene Hpgd, whose product is annotated as 15-hydroxyprostaglandin dehydrogenase. Gene Ontology annotation, cellular component: cytoplasm. The record is from RefSeq and is a predicted model, not a curated record. The transcript has 7 exons. Gene Ontology annotation, molecular function: oxidoreductase activity, acting on the CH-OH group of donors, NAD or NADP as acceptor. Bases 1752 to 2552 code for a protein of 266 amino acids. Lineage: Eukaryota; Metazoa; Chordata; Mammalia; Rodentia; Cricetidae.